AUGGGGUUUGAUUUCGCGUUAUUGCUUGGGAAAUUGGGUAGCAAUAGACUUGCUACCUCUGAGUACUCUUCCAUUGUCUCUAUGAACUUGUUUGUUGCUCUUCUUUGUGCUUGUAUCGUAAUCGGUCAUCUUUUGGAGGAGAAUCGAUGGAUGAACGAAUCUAUCACUGCCCUUGUCAUUGGUAUUUGCACUGGAGUUGUUAUUUUGUUAAGCAGUGGAGGAACGAAUUCACAUCUUCUAGUCUUCAGUGAAGAUCUUUUCUUCAUUUAUCUUCUUCCACCUAUCAUCUUCAAUGCUGGGUUUCAGGUUAAGAAGAAACAAUUUUUUCGCAAUUUCAUGACCAUUGUGCUAUUUGGUGCUGUUGGCACUGUGAUAUCUUUCACCAUCAUAUCAUUUGGUGCUAUAAAUAUUUUCCAAAGGAUGGAUGUUGGUACCCUUGAGCUGGGAGACUUUCUUGCAAUUGGUGCAAUAUUUUCAGCCACCGAUUCCGUUUGCACUUUGCAGGUGUUGAAUCAGGAUCAGACACCUUUAUUAUAUAGUCUGGUGUUUGGUGAAGGUGUGGUGAAUGAUGCCACAUCAGUUGUCAUCUUCAAUGCAGUUCAAAACUUUGAUCUCUCUCAGAUCACAACUGCUGUUGCAUUUCAACUGAUUGGAAAUUUCUUUUAUUUAUUCAUCACAAGCACACUUCUAGGAGCUGGAGCUGGGCUACUAAGUGCUUAUAUUAUAAAGAAGCUAUAUUUUGGAAGGCAUUCAACUGAUAGAGAAGUUGCUAUAAUGAUACUCAUGGCUUAUCUUUCAUACAUGCUAGCUGAGUUAUUCUAUUUGAGUGGCAUUCUCACUGUUUUCUUCUGUGGAAUUGUGAUGUCUCAUUACACUUGGCAUAAUGUCACAGAGAAAUCUCGAGUUACUACCAAGCAUACCUUUGCAACAUUGUCAUUUGUUGCUGAGUUAUUUAUCUUUCUUUAUGUCGGAAUGGAUGCUUUAGAUAUUGAAAAGUGGAAGUUUGUAAAAGACAGCCCUGGGACUUCGGUUGAAGUGAGUGCAAUUUUAUUGGGAUUGGUUUUAGUUGGAAGAGCAGCCUUUGUAUUCCCCUUAUCAUUUUUAUCCAAUUUAACAAAGAAGGCUCGACAUGAGAGAAUAGAUUUUAGGCAGCAAGUUUUAAUAUGGUGGGCUGGUCUUAUGAGAGGUGCUGUAUCUAUGGCCCUUGCUUAUAAUCAGUUCACCAAGUUAGGGCACACAACAUUGAGGGGGAAUGCAAUCAUGAUCACAAGUACUAUCACUGUUGUCCUUUUCAGUACAAUGGUAUUCGGUCUAAUCACACAGCCUCUAGUCCGACUCCUACUCCCCUCACCCAAAUCCAUGACCCGUAUGAUUUCAUCCGAACCCACCACCCCAAAAUCCUUCAUCGUCCCGCUUUUAGGAAACGGGCAAGAUUCCGAAAUCGACCUGGGCCCACACGUGGUCCGCCCCUCGAGUCUGAGAAUGCUACUUUCAACCCCUUCACACACAGUCCACCACUAUUGGAGAAAAUUCGAUAACGCAUUUAUGCGUCCGGUUUUCGGUGGGCGUGGAUUCGUGCCAUUUGUCCCCGGGUCACCAACCGAACAGAGUACUCAUCAUUUAAUCGAUGAAGAAACCAACUAAAGGAAGUUGUAGAAUUAUCAAUUAUGUAUGUGUAUUUAUUUGUUUGUUGAUAGAUUGGAUGACUAUUUUGAACCGAGAUCCGGUUUGUUGUUUUAUUUAUAUUUAUAUAUGUUCAGUUUUGGUUGGAAGGUGUGAAACAAACCACACAGAGUUGUGUGUGAGACAGAGAGAGUGUGUAGAUUAUUUUGUUAGGUUUAUAAUUUGUGUAUUUUGUGUGUAUCGAAUUUCGUCGUUCAAAUCGUUGAUUUGUGUAUUUUGUUAUGUAAGUUGUUCGUUGUGC
This is a messenger RNA of Lactuca virosa, 1924 nucleotides long. NCBI's taxonomy places the organism in Eukaryota, Viridiplantae, Streptophyta, Magnoliopsida, Asterales, Asteraceae. The record is from the annotation of a GenBank genome assembly.